AUGCGCCUCAACUCGGUAACCAGCGCCGUGACGUUGGCAGCCGUUGCGGUUCAAGCCAGAGAGCUCCCAAAGGAUGAGGCUCGCGCAGCCGAGCUUUACGACUCGGGCGUGAUCCACGACAGACUCAUGUCUAUGAAGAUUGCACACUGGGAAGCCGAAGAAGCCGUUGGCCUCAUGAACUCGUCCCAAUGGCCUAGACUCGGCUACACCAAAUGCGUCAACGGAUACGCCGAGGCGAUCCCGGACAGCCCUCUGCACAAGUUCAAGUGCAAAAACAUGGAUCUCUAUGACUUUGUCAACCAUGCCACCCUGGGUUCGCCCAACACAGAUUAUCGUGGAAAGAGUGGAAGCUCCUCUUGGGGCUGGACUGACCCCGAUUCCGGCCGAGAGUUCAUCGUCAGCGGCAUGUUUGAUGGAUGCGCCUUCAUCGAGAUCUUGCCUGAAGGGAAGAUGCUGAAUCUUGGAUUCUUGCCGACCUACUCACCUGUUGGCGACAGAGCCUACUGGCAUGAAAUCCGGCCCUAUCAGCAUUAUAUGCUGAUCGGAUCUGAGCUUGAGGGCCAUGGCGUCCAGAUCUUUGAUAUGAAGAAGCUUCUGGAUAUCGAACCCGCCGCAGCGCCGGUCCUUUUCACAAACGAGGAUGACCUUACCGGCCACUUCAUCGAGUCUCUUCCGCUGGGCCGCAGUCACAAUGUUGUGGUGAACGAAGAAGCCAAGUACGCCGUCGCCGUUGGUGUUCAGCCCCGCAACGAGGGCUGCAUGGGCGGUCUUCACUUCUACGACAUCGAGGACCCGAGCAAUCCCGUCUUCCUGGGCUGCGACGGUCAAGACGGCUACGUUCAUGAUGCGCAAUGUCUCAUUUACCGGGGGCCCGAUGCCAAGUACAACGGCCGUGACAUCUGCUACGGCUACAACGAGGACACGUUGACCAUCUACGACGUUUCUGACAAGAAGAACUCCAAGAUCAUUUCCCGCACGAGCUACGAGGGCGCCACCUUCACCCACCAGGGCUGGGUUAAUGACUUGAACUGGCAAGAAUGGCUCUUCAUGGAUGACGAGUACGACGAGGAUGACUUGGCGGGCCCUGCUGCUGACGGAUACCCGGUGACUUACAUCUGGGAUAUCCGAUCCCUGGAGGCCCCUCGCCAGACCGGCAUCUUCAAGGGCACCGUCAAGGGCAUCGACCACAACCAAUAUGUCGUCGGGGACUUGCUCUUCCAGUCGAACUACGGCGCCGGCGUCCGUGUGUGGGACAUCUCUUCAGUGCCCGAAGACCCCACUGGUAACUCAGUUUGCGAAAUUGCAUACUUUGACAUCUACCCCGAGGACGACUCCCUACCCGGGGGUGGUGCGAUACAGUUCUCCGGCACGUGGUCCUCGUAUGCCUAUUUCAAGUCGGGCUUCAUCUUUGUCAACACGAUUGAGCGCGGUGGCUACCUGGUCAAGAUGACCAAGAGGGAGGAGUGCAAGCCCAAGAGCUGCAGCGCCGACAACUGCCUGCGCGCCCUGAGGGCCUCCAACGUUCCCGGCCGGCUAGAGGAGAGCCAGGCGUUCUGCGGGGAGUUCACAAAGACCUUCAUCGCGGAUAUUGCGGUUGUUCCCCAGUAUGCCGCAGAGGCUUGCCCAACCAACGUCAUCUCUAGGGUGAGCUCCGCCUGCUCAUGCUUGCCAACUCCCACUGCAUAA
Colletotrichum graminicola M1.001 is the source of this 1686-nucleotide messenger RNA. RefSeq lists its product as uncharacterized. Gene Ontology annotation, cellular component: extracellular region. The record is from RefSeq and is a predicted model, not a curated record. Lineage: Eukaryota; Fungi; Ascomycota; Sordariomycetes; Glomerellales; Glomerellaceae. Gene Ontology annotation, molecular function: protein binding. The coding region runs from base 1 to 1686 and encodes 561 amino acids. The transcript has 9 exons.